This is a messenger RNA of Drosophila novamexicana, 1377 nucleotides long. RefSeq names its product solute carrier family 41 member 1-like. Gene Ontology annotation, biological process: monoatomic cation transport. Lineage: Eukaryota; Metazoa; Arthropoda; Insecta; Diptera; Drosophilidae. Gene Ontology annotation, molecular function: monoatomic cation transmembrane transporter activity. The transcript has a single exon. Gene Ontology annotation, cellular component: plasma membrane. The record is from RefSeq and is a predicted model, not a curated record. Bases 1 to 1377 code for a protein of 458 amino acids.
AUGGUUUUGACAGGCAUCGAUCGGCCGAUAGGUUUGCCAAUUGAAAUUCCAGCUCUUGCGGCUGAUUCAUCCAAUUUGAAUGGAGGAUCCGUCGAAGAGGAUGCCGAUUAUGUGUAUAGGGAGCCCUGGUACGCGACUCUUGGCCAGAUACUUAUACCGUUUAUCAUGGCCAGCAUGGGCACCAUCACGGCUGGCGUAAUGCUGGGUAAGGUGGAAAACUGGACCGUUUACAAGGAGAUGAACGAACUGUUUGUCCUGGUGCCCGGAUUGUGCGGUCUCAAGGGCAAUCUGGAUAUGUGCGUGGCGGCACGACUGUGCACCCAAUCCGCCAUGGGGAAUAUGCGCCAGAAAUCGGAUAUACGCAAAAUAGUUAUUGGCAAUUUGGCCGUGGUUCAGGUGCAGGCCAUAGUGUGCUCACUGUUCCUGGUCAUCUUUACGGUGGUGCUCAAAUCCAUUAUUGGGCGCACGCUAAUGGUCCAGAAUCUUUUGACGCUGGCAGCUUCAGCCAUUAUUACGGCAUCUACAUCCUGCAUAAUACUGGACACGAUGCUGCUGCUGAUUAUAUUGUUCUCGCAGCGAUAUCGCUUCAAUCCCGAUUACAUGGCCACGCCCAUUGUGGCCUCCAUUGGCGAUGUGACGUCCAUUAGCUUGCUGUCAUUCACAGCCGGAUUUCUGUACGAGAUGGAUAAGAGCUCCAGUUGGGUUAACAUACUGAUUCUUGGAUCGUACGUGGCGAUACUGCUGCCAUUAAUGGUCAUUCUGGUGUGGCAUAAUGUCUAUACGCGACCGGUGCUGUUCUACGGCUGGAUAUCUGUGAUUGGGGCACUGUGCAUUAGCGAGUUUUCUGGAUUUGUGCUCGGCUCAUCAGCGGAACAAUAUCGAGGAUUUGCCGUCUUCUCUCCUAUCAUCAAUGGGAGCGGUGGCAACCUGGGAUCCGUCCAGGCGAACAAUAUGAGUUCCUUGCUCUACCAGCGCAGCGGAGUGCUUGGCACAUUGCCGGAAGGCACGCGAAUUUGUGAGUCGCCACAUCGUGUACUUUGCUAUGGCACAAUAUAUUCGCGUGUUUCCCGGAUUGUCAUUGCCAUUUCGCUACCCUGUAAUUUAAUGCAAGUUUAUCUGGCCGACUACAUUUACACGCUGAAUUCAAACGUACAUAUAGUGUUUGUGGCCGCAUUUGUUUUAGCAAGCUUAUUGCAAUUGCUGAUCCUUUUGUGGACCGCACACUUGCUGGUGCAUAUGCUCUGGUACUGUAAAAUCGAUCCGGAUACCUCGGCCAUACCAUUUUUGACUGCCUUUGGAGAUAGUCUGGGAACGGGCCUUUUAGCGGUCAUGUUUUACAUAUUACAUUUCACUCGGUAUUCCUAUCGGACGAACUAA